ACGGGAGGGAACACCACGUUCUUGGAGUGUCAUUUGGAGAACUCUCGCUGUCGUCCAUGCAAGAGCAAUUUCGCCUCCGUUUUAGUGCGUGGUUGAGAUUGAGAUAUUAAUUGGAGUACAACAUUUGGAGUCUUGAUCGUCCUCGCUUUUGGGGGUUGGAAUUCCUAGGGUGAAAAGAGGGAGCUGGUAAGAGGGUGAAGAGCAUUGAAGCUCCGUGUGCAUGAGCUACUCCCGUACGGUUUAGAGUCUAGACUUCGGAUUUCAUCGAGUGGUUUUCGACAGAGAUAGUAAUUAUUCUCCUAUCGUAUGAGACCGGUAUCAAGUCCCAUCAACCUCAGCGGACGACGUCAUUCCGUGAUCUGCUUGGUGGAGUGAAGACCCGCAUUUGCGGUCCGAGUUGAUUCAACUAGAAAUCAGCUAUUUGACGCACUAUUUGCAUGCAACUGUGCUCCAACUUGGAGGAAAGGGAAUCAAGAAUAUUUGAAAAGGAUUUUACUCCGCUGUACGUGGACUCGAGAGUUGGUGUAUUGUCCAAUCCGGCAACAUUCGGAUCGACACGUGGACCUACCUGAAGCGAACGAAAUUGCAUGGUGGACUUCACUAGGCCCGCAGGCACAGCGGCGAAAAGUUUAGAGAAACAGUGCGCGCUUGUUGGGGAUGUUGUGGAAGAGUGAUUGGAGUUGCAGAAAAGGAUAGGUGGACUAUACAACGGCAAGAUGCAAUGCUGCGAAUGAUGGAAUGAGAGGGCCAAGGACGUCAAAGAACUGCUGCAAGCAAACUAGGCCAGAGAAGAACACACAUGGAUGGAUGAUGGCAACAUUCUUUCUUAUCUUCAAUUUUGAAGUCUGGUUGUACAACCCAAUCAUCCUCACAUUCGCGGCGACUGGAGUCGUGGGUGACGGAUAUUUCAAGUCACGUGCGACAAUGAACACGGGCGACGAGAGUUGCGGGUGACUGAUAUCUUAGUCGCGGGUGACGGUGGUCACGAACGACGGUAGUCACGGGCGACUAGAGUCACGAAUGACGAAUAUUUUCAGUAACGGGCGACGGUGAUCACUGGCGAUGAGAGUCGCGGAUGACGGAUAUUUCAGUCGCGGGUGACAGACUUGUAUCACAAGCAGCAAGCAAAAUUCAUGCACAGUUUCAGCCAG
Marchantia polymorpha subsp. ruderalis is the source of this 1151-nucleotide messenger RNA. NCBI's taxonomy places the organism in Eukaryota, Viridiplantae, Streptophyta, Marchantiopsida, Marchantiales, Marchantiaceae. The record is from the annotation of a GenBank genome assembly.